Molecule: messenger RNA, 1556 nt
Organism: Symbiodinium necroappetens
Lineage: Eukaryota; Dinophyceae; Suessiales; Symbiodiniaceae
Source: the annotation of a GenBank genome assembly
GAGCGGAGCCUGCUCAUAUAGCACAUCUCCGCAGCCUCUUGCUGGAUGCAGAGGCCGAAUUGCGGAAGCGGCGACAGUACCGGCUGGAGUUGGAAAGCAGCAAGUUCCCUUCUGGCGAACGUUCGGCGCACGUUGCCAACGUGCAACUACCUUGCGACCCUCCAGAGGACUUGGCAAUGAAGGCCAUGGCUGCUCAUCACGAGCCACCUCCUGCAGUUCUACAUCGGUUGGCCGUCGCAGUGAUGCUGUUGCUGGAGGCACCGCUGCUGGUGGAUCUUGGAGAGCAUCCUUUGCCCUGGCGUGUGCCGUGGAGGAAUCUACAGCUUCUCCUCCGCAAGCCAUGUGAGGCUACAGGCGCGGGCACAAGUACCGCCACGGCGGCACAUGCUCCUAUGGCUUCCAUAGUGGCAGCCUUACGCAGACAGCCGUUUGGGGAACGCUUGGCCAAGCAUGUGCAGAGAAUAUUGGUUGGCGACACGCCUGUGACACGAGAAGAAAUAGUUGAGACGGACAGGCUAUGUGGCUGCCUCUAUGACUGGGUGCAGAACUUGAUCACGCCAUUACUGACUCGUUCCGAAUCCCAGGGCAUGAAAGCAGACGCAUCUGUACAGGAGGAAGCCGUGUCACAGGAUCAUCGUGAUCGGAUUGUGGCGGCUGUGUCCGACCAGGAAAAGGAAGUGGCCCGGUUACGACGCAAACUGCGCGAGGCCGAAAGAUCGGAGCAGGCAGCAGCGCAGUUUGUCUCGGAAAAUGAGCCAGCUGCUGCAAAUCUGAAGGACAGCAAGAAUGCGACAACCCAGAGUGAGCUGGAAGAAAAUUUGGAAGUGACGGGACAUAAGUCUCUUCAAUACAGACUGGAAGAGGUCAAUGUGCCUGCGAUGCAAGAGGCUGUGUUGCACUCACUCGUGAAGACUCUUCUGGAGCCGCGUGCUGGCCAACGGCGUCGUUUAGAAAUUAUUGGUCAUGCAGAGGAUCGCGAGGUUGCCGAGACUGCGAAAGAAAGAGCAGAAGCAGCGGAAGCAUGGCUGCUGAGCUGCGGCGUUCCUGCAGAGCGUCUUUCCGUGCACUGGGAAGCAGGUGGUUCAGCUAUUUGUCGCCGCACAGAUCUGAGAGUGUUGGAGCCAGCAGGUGCGGAAUCUGCAAUGCGACUAAAGGCUGCUGAGCUCAUGAAGCGCAUUUUUGCCGCGCGACCUGAGGCAGACGACCUGGGUUCGUCUCAACAGACUCAACAGCUUGAAAACACUCCCAUUGAAGAGCCAACUGAGAGCCACGAAUCAAUGGUACAGCCGAGCGUCACCUUGGAAGAGACCAUGGAUCCUGUAGCUCAGCGUCGACAACUUCGGCUGGUCUUUCAGAAGGACACGCUGACUCCAACAGAUGCCGUGCUGGAGAUUGGUUCUGGCACGGUCCGCUUGGGCAGUGCUUCUGGUGCAUGGAAAGAUUUGGAGGUCGCACUUCCAUUUGAUGUCAUAUCGCCAGACCAGUCUGCAGCCAAGUUCUCGAGGAGAGCAGGCAUCGCAGAGCCUCGCAUUUGCUCGCUUGUGAUGCAUGUGUGA